UCGCUAGCUUUCCUUUAGUUCAUACGUACAUGGGCUCUUGCUUCUCCUCCAUUACCACCACCAAUUGGGUUCAGCCUCCAACGGCCAGUGUCGUUUGCUUGGAUGGCUCUCUGAGAGAGUACCUUACUGCUGUUAAGGUGUAUGAGGUCCUCGGCUCCCUCCACCCCUCCUGCUUUCUUUGCAGCUCCGACGAGCUCUACAUCGAUGCCGACAUCCCGGCGUUGGGUUCGAACCAGUCGCUUGAGCUCGGUCAGUUGUAUUUUAUGCUUCCGGUUGCGAAGCUCGAGCACAGGCUAACGGGUUCGGAAAUGGCGGCGCUUGCGGUCAAGGCUAGCUUGGCGUUGGCGGUGGCGGUGGAGACGAGACGGCGGACGAUUCAAGUUAUGCCGGUCGAGGCGGUCAGUGGAGUGUCCGAAGAAGAAGAGGAGAUUUUUAGUUUGAAGAAAUUUGAUGAAUUCAGUUAUGGGAUUUCUGAAUCAAAAAGGAAGACAGGGAUGAGUGCUUCUUUACGGGUAAAAUUGGUGGGUCGUCGGUUUAAUAGAUUGAGGCUUAGCACCAUAGGCGAGCUUGGUGAAUGAAUUGGGCUUGUCAAAAUGGGCUUUCUUUUUCUUUUUCUUUUUCUUUUUUUCUUUUCAAAAUUUAGUUUUUUUUCUUUUGGUAUGGGUAUUUCCUUCCUGUUUCUGAUAUCGAGUGUUGUUUUUUCUUGCA
Molecule: messenger RNA, 708 nt
Organism: Elaeis guineensis (African oil palm)
Lineage: Eukaryota; Viridiplantae; Streptophyta; Magnoliopsida; Arecales; Arecaceae
Source: RefSeq, a predicted model, not a curated record